This is a messenger RNA of Canariomyces notabilis, 783 nucleotides long. Its product is annotated as Ssu72-like protein. The record is from RefSeq and is a predicted model, not a curated record. Bases 1 to 783 code for a protein of 260 amino acids. Gene Ontology annotation, molecular function: RNA polymerase II CTD heptapeptide repeat phosphatase activity. Lineage: Eukaryota; Fungi; Ascomycota; Sordariomycetes; Sordariales; Chaetomiaceae. Gene Ontology annotation, cellular component: nucleus; mRNA cleavage and polyadenylation specificity factor complex. The transcript is spliced from 2 exons. Gene Ontology annotation, biological process: termination of RNA polymerase II transcription.
AUGGACAUGGCCAACGGGAAUGCGAGCACCUCAGCAUCAGCCCCAGCCCAGAACGGCCAACGGGAUGACGAUGCUGCCGGGUUCAAAUUGAAAUUCUGCACCGUCUGUGCAAGCAACCAAAACAGGUCAAUGGAAGGGCACCUACGCCUCGCUCAGGCCAACUAUCCAGUCAUCUCCUUCGGUACUGGCUCUCUUGUCCGGCUUCCCGGGCCAACCAUAACCCAGCCCAAUGUCUACAAGUUCAACGAGACAUCAUACGACAGCAUUUACCGGGAACUCGAGGCCAAGGACCCUCGGCUGUACCGAGCGAAUGGCCUCCUUAACAUGCUGGGACGGAACCGAGUCAUAAAAUGGGGCCCCGAACGGUGGCAGGACUGGCAAGUCGGCAUGCCUCGGCUCAAGCAUGAAAAGGACAAGGGAAGCGCAGGGAUGGAGGCCGGCAUUGCGGACGUGGUCAUCACAUGCGAGGAGCGUUGUUGGGAUGCCGUCAUUGACGAUCUCCUUAGUCGGGGUUCCCCGUUGAACCGGCCCGUCCACGUCAUCAACAUUGACAUCAAGGAUAAUCAUGAGGAGGCAUCGAUCGGAGGCGGAGCUAUUGUCGACCUCGCCGAUUCUCUCAACAAAGUUGCCGUCGAGGAACGGGAGAAGGUUGGCGCUUCAGCAUUUGACUCUGGGAGCAGCGCCAGCAGAGCGAGCUUUGACGAGCGGGUACCCGAGGUCUUGGCUGAGUGGCAGGAGCGGUGGCCGAAUCUCCCUGCCACAUGGACACUUUCAUGGUUUUAA